This is a messenger RNA of Mizuhopecten yessoensis (Yesso scallop), 1210 nucleotides long. RefSeq names its product outer dense fiber protein 3-like. The record is from RefSeq and is a predicted model, not a curated record. The transcript has 3 exons. The annotation marks the transcript as partial. NCBI's taxonomy places the organism in Eukaryota, Metazoa, Mollusca, Bivalvia, Pectinida, Pectinidae.
GUCCUGGUCCCGCCAAAUACAACCUCCCGACGACGGUCGGAACCAAGGAGACAGACCAGACCAAAAAAGGGGCACCAUCUUUCUCAUUCGGCUCAAGACAGUUCAAAUUCCGGCCCAGUGGUCCAGGUCCAGCCUACAAUUUAGACGGUGAUCUGACACACAGAGGUCGUGUGACUGGGUCCUCCUACAGCCUGGGAGGAAGGCCAAAGACGCCGAAGCGACGUGACGUCAGUCCUGGCCCCGCGGCUUACAACACCGACAAGGCCCCACUCUGGGAGAAGAACUCUCCCAAGUACAGCCUGAGUCCCCGGACUUCUCCCAGACGUAUCGAUGUCACCCCUUCCCCCGGAGCAUAUUCCCUCCCCUCUAUGAUAGGACCUAGGGUCCCUGACAGGCAGGGAGGACCAGCUUCAAGUAUACUAGGAAAAAACUCAUAUGGAGGAUUUUCAUCUGACUGGGCAAAAUCGCCCGGUCCGGCUACAUACGGGGCAUAUGAUCCCGGUCUCACAAAGCACAGGGGACCUUCAUAUAGUCUAGGGGCGAAGGCGAAACCUAUGCCCGACAAAGAUAAUUUCCCGGGACCCGGGAGAUACAGCCCGGAAAAGGUGUCUGUCCACAUGGAGAACAGUCCGCGGUAUCCUAUUGGUGUGCGCCACUCACAGUUCGCCAUGCCCGUUAUGCCUCUGGCCGAUGUUCAGUGACCCUGUGGUGUUUUAAUUGUCCUUAUUUAUUUUCCCUGACCUUGACAUUUGACCAGCAUCAGUGUUUUGGUUGGGGCGAGACGUUAUUAUAUCAACAAGCAAUCUGUGAUACAAACAUAGUCAUUUAUUACAACUCACGUGGAGAGGUUCCUGUGGUCGUGCUGCGCAUGUCCUUAUCGAGAGGAUACUCGUCAUAUCUGCGCAUGUUCAGAAGCAUUCAGCAUGCAAUGCCUAUGACAUAGUUAAACGUGACCGAAACCAUCCUAUAUUGCUGACCGUGGUCCUCUCCUCAUUCAGAAUUUUUGGAUCUGAAGGUGAUUAUUUCGGUCCAACCGCAUGUUCGUAUUAAAACUUACUCCCUCUACUGAUCGUCAACAAAAGGGAACGUGUUUCUCAGUGUAGCCACAAUGCCCAUUACAGUUUACACUGGUGUGAACUCUGGAUACAGUUGUGUACCUACAUCACAUGUAACAAUCAUUUCGUUAUAAUAAACCGAAUAUAUUACGUAA